Messenger RNA from Penicillium taxi, 1449 nucleotides. RefSeq lists its product as uncharacterized. The transcript has 2 exons. NCBI's taxonomy places the organism in Eukaryota, Fungi, Ascomycota, Eurotiomycetes, Eurotiales, Aspergillaceae. Bases 1 to 1449 code for a protein of 482 amino acids. The record is from RefSeq and is a predicted model, not a curated record.
AUGAAUAGCAAGCUCCUUUUCCUUAAUAUCAGCACACAGGCUCUUUAUGACACCUAUAAACUGAUGGUGGCUACUUAUGUGAUGGACGACUUUGGAGAUACCCAACUGCGGUGGGAAAGCAUCGACGUUGUCACAUCGUGCGAAAGAGUGAUUUAUGAAUCUUUUCCGGAGAUAAAUACGAAUUUUCCAGAAAGUCUCACAGCAAAAUCUCAACGGUCUGCGAUGUUGACAGAUGGGACAGGCGAGACCAUCCUUCAGCUUCGAAGCGCGAUCGAACUCCACAAGAACAACGUCAUGUGUUUGAAAGGGAUCUCCACAGCGAAUGAAGGUUACAGGCAAGAGGUUCUGUUUGAAAUGAGAAGAGUAUGGCUGUCAAUCAUAUCUGAUGUUAAACUCGGCAUCAUUACCUUCGGAUCCCGCGAGAAUCCACUACAGAAUGAACCGGGAGGUAGCGCAGGAUUUGAUUUCUACGACUGGCUUCAAUCAUACGGCGUGGAGAGUUUGUUCUUCAGCUACAUAUUGGCUUUCAUGAUAUGUCGUGUUAGUGAUGGAAACGACUUAUUUACCCCCCUGGAAAACUAUCUUGUUCAUGAUUGGUGUCGACACAAGACCAUUCAAACCAGGCUUUUCAAUGAAGUUGAAAGCAUGGCGCGUGAUAAAGAAGAGUCUACAGUAAACGUGGUCAAUUUCUUGGCUUUUCGUGAAUUGAAAGUUGCCAAGACUAGAGCAGACAUUCUUCAAAUGGCAAAGCUCGAGGGAGAGAUGGCUAGCAUUUGUUGGGAAAGGCUGGAGGCUCUCGUGUUUCCAAAGUGUUCAGCCCGCGUGAAAGCGAUGAUUCAAUUUCUGAAUUGGGUCACUGAUGCGUAUUCAGAAUUGAGAGUUGAAGCCCAGGCCGCAGACAAUCAAUCAAUCAUCAAUCAAUACCCCACUAACCUGAUGCAGCCUAACUACUACCUACCUACCCGCUUCGUCAAUGACAUCUUGAGCAAUUCACACAUGCUCUCGAACAAUUGCAGGACUGCAAUCAGAGAGAUGCCAGCGAGUCUCCUAGCUCUACCUGUUGAACUUCGCAAAGAGAUAUACAGAUAUCUCUUCGUGCGCAAAGAACCCAUUGAUCCCUGGAAUGGAGGUCAUAAGCUAGAUGUCAAACUCUUCUGUACGAAUACGGUAAUUCUACUUGAGGCCAGCUCACUACCCUAUGGCCAUAAUUGCUUUGAUCUCAUGUGGGAGCCUGGACUUAUACCUGAAUUUAUUGAUACUGUUGGUUUUAUCAACGCAUCUCACCUUCACUGUGUCCGCAUCGACUUUCCAAAACUACGUGAUCUCGAAGACGAAGUCAGCCUGGAAGAUGUCAGCCUCAAUAUGCUGGGAAAAAUUAAAUCAUACUACACGAGUCUAAGAAAGCUUAUAAUAGCCCAGAAAGCACAAAUACCAUGGAAUACCGGCUAG